GCAGCACACGCUUCUGCCUUCACAAACUGAGCCACACACGCCAGGGGAAAGUUGGAGGCAGCGCAGCCACAGAGGGCUUCCACCUGCUCAGAGGCUGUGGGAAAGCAGCACCUUUCCCAGAUUGUCCUUGGGAGGUGGCAAAGCUCUGUGCCUGCUGGAGCACUGCCGACCACUGUCACCAACCAAACAUGCAGAGCACAUGAGAUGCCACAGGACCUGACCCCAUGGUCACUCAGAGGAAAGGAGAAGGCAAGAGAGGAAAAGGGAACAGCUGGGACCCACCAGCAGCUGCUACAGGGGAUCAACUCUAGCACUGAGCUCUCAGAUGGAGCCAACAGGCACAAUCAAGUCACAUGGCCACAUCUUUCCCUCGACCAUGUCAUUCCUAGCAUAUGAGGCUGAACACGUGAAGUGACUCUGCAAUGUUCUCCGAGGUCACUGUAGGCCUAAGGUCGCUUUGGAAAGGGCUCUCGGGCUGCCUGGCAGAGGGUCACUCCAAGUAGCUUCAAAGCCAGUGAGAGCAGGACUGCUCCAUCCACGCGACUGCGCUAUGGAUCCGUGCUUCAACCAUACAAGCUCUCAAAAAAGGAUGGACUUCCCCCUGCAGCUGCUGGUUGGAUCCUGCCUCGCCAUCCUCAUCGUGAUCACUCUCUGCGGUAACAUCAUUGUCUGCCUGGCUGUCACUCUUGACCGCCGGCUCCGCAGCUUGACGAACUGCAUCAUCGUCUCCUUGGCCAUCACCGACCUGCUGCUGGGCCUUCUGGUGCUGCCGUUCUCUGCCUUCUAUGAACUCACCAAAGAGUGGCCCUUUGGCAGCAUUUUGUGCAACAUCUACACCAGCCUGGAUGUCAUGCUGUGCACAGCUUCCAUCCUCAACCUCUUCAUGAUCAGCCUGGACCGCUACUUUGCCGUGACCACCCCACUCCGCUACAGCCAGGUGGUCACUCGCUCCCGGGUGGCUGUGGGUUUGGUUGUUAUUUGGACUGUUUCACUGAUGGUCUCCUUCCUACCCAUCCACCUGGGCUGGAACACCAAUGGGACAGCAGUCCAAAACACAGUCCCUAACUGCAACAAGGAGUGCACGCUGGAGGUGAACCCUGUGUAUGGGCUAGUGGAUGCCUUACUCACCUUCUACAUCCCUUUGGUCAUCAUGUGCAUCACCUACUACCGGAUAUUCAAGAUAGCAAGGGAGCAAGCCAAGAGGAUAAACCACACAUGGUGCUGCAGCAGCAACACCCCCAUGCCACCCAUGGUGAAAGAGCACAAAGCCACUGUGACACUGGCGGUGGUGAUGGGAGCAUUCAUUGUGUGCUGGUUCCCCUAUUUCACAGUGUUCACAUACCGAGGGAUGUGGGGAGACAGCAGCGUGAAAGGCACACCCAUGUCCAUUGUCCUCUGGCUGGGCUAUGCCAACUCAGCCCUGAAUCCCAUCCUCUACGGGACACUCAACAGGGAUUUCCGGGUGGCAUACCAGCACUUGCUGCACUGCUGGAGGACUGGGGGCCCCAGGAGCUCCCACCUGCCCCCGCUCCAGAAGGCCCCAUCCAGGGGCAGGAGCUGCAGGCGGGGACAGGGCGGGCAGGAGGGUAAAUCUCUGAAACUGGAGAUGAGGAAUGGAAAAGGGAUCUUGCUGACUGAUGGAGCCCACAAGAGCACCAGAGCUUUCCCGUGAGUCUCAGCCAGCCCGCUGCCCUAGGACCCAUGUCUCCCAAACUUCAACUCCUGGCUGCCCUCUUCCAAAAUCCUGUGAGGUUGGAAGGACAACACUCAGUUUUCCUCGGGGAGAAACUCAACAGCAGAGGUGAGGGCUGCAAGGAUCCCUGCUCUGGCACGCAGCAUUCGCUCCAUCCCCAAACACUGCUGGAGAGGCCUUUGUGUGCCCAAGUUUCUUCCCAGGAGGGUGAUGUGUUUGAAGAGCCCUCAGAGGAGCUGCAGAAGAGCUUCUUCCCUGCCCUGUGGGGGCUGUGACACCUCCAGCACCGAGCCCUGCAGCAGCAGGUCGUGGUGCCCAAGGAGCAGGGUCAGGAGCCAGCGUGUGCCCCUGGCAGGGCUGGGAUGGGGGUGCCCUCCCCAGGCCCAGGGUGGUGCGUCAGGCUGAGAGGACGCAGGGCAGGGGGAAAAAGGGGCUAUGGUCAAGGUUUUGGUGCCAGACAGACCAGCCUAGGACAGAGAAGGGGAGCACAGGCACAACCCUCCUCCCUGGUACCUUGUCCAAGGGACAUAUCCACCCUUCAGAGGGAGCAGGGGUAUGCGUCAGGAAGGCUCAGCACGGCGGAUGUCGGCAGCCAGGAGUGCCAGAUGUCCGUGCACAGGACACCCAGUCCUCCAGCAUCCAUGCCGGGGCAAGACUGCCUCUGCCGUUGGGAAGGUUUUGGCGUUAUCAGGGCUGUCCCUGCUCUCUGUGUCUGUUUCACACCCCCUGUCCCAGCCCAAUUGUAAGAAAGAGAGAGGCCCGGGAGCCUGCUGGGCCAUGGGGAGACACUAAGCACCCAGGGUUUGACCCUGAGCUCUGCCCUUCCCGGCAGCUCAACACUAAGACUAGCAAAACAGGAUGUUUCUGCACUAAGCUUGUGCAGAAGUCAUCAGUGGUAUAAAAAUCUA
Messenger RNA from Athene cunicularia (burrowing owl), 2601 nucleotides. It is a transcript of the gene HRH2, whose product is annotated as histamine receptor H2. The transcript has 4 exons. Gene Ontology annotation, molecular function: G protein-coupled serotonin receptor activity; histamine receptor activity; neurotransmitter receptor activity. Lineage: Eukaryota; Metazoa; Chordata; Aves; Strigiformes; Strigidae. The record is from RefSeq and is a predicted model, not a curated record. Gene Ontology annotation, cellular component: dendrite; membrane. Bases 551 to 1672 code for a protein of 373 amino acids. Gene Ontology annotation, biological process: gastric acid secretion; chemical synaptic transmission; positive regulation of vasoconstriction.